Messenger RNA from Eimeria necatrix, 3690 nucleotides. RefSeq lists its product as hypothetical. The record is from RefSeq and is a predicted model, not a curated record. Gene Ontology annotation, cellular component: SWI/SNF complex; nucleus. Gene Ontology annotation, molecular function: transcription coregulator activity. Gene Ontology annotation, biological process: regulation of transcription by RNA polymerase II. Bases 1 to 3690 code for a protein of 1229 amino acids. NCBI's taxonomy places the organism in Eukaryota, Apicomplexa, Conoidasida, Eucoccidiorida, Eimeriidae. The transcript is spliced from 2 exons.
AUGCUGCAGCAGCUCGACCCCACGCAGCAGCAGCUGCGCGACCAGCAGCAGCAGCAGCAGCAGCAGCAGCAGCAGCAGCAGCAGCACGCUGCGGCGCAGCAGCAGCAGCAGCACGGGCUCCCCGCCCACCCCCCGGAGCCCCGCAGGCCCCCCAUCACCCGCCGCAGCAGCAAAAGGGGGCCCCUCAAGUUGCUGCUGCUGCAGGCCGUUGGCUCUGCUGUUGCGCUGCUGCUGGCAGUCCACUACUGCAGGCUGAGGGGCCCCCGGGGCCCCCGGGGGCCCCCAGGGUCACCUGGCAGCAGCAGCAGCAGCAGCUGGGUGCGGCGGCUCUCGAGUGGCAGCUACGAAGAGCCCAGCAGCUCGGGGCUUUGCGAGCUGCUGGACGAGAUCGACCCAGCAGCAGCGCCUGCUGCUGCAGCAGCAGCAGCAGGCGAGGAGGGAGCAGCAGCAGCAGCAGCAGCAGCGGCGGGAUGGGGGCCGCACGACUUCGGUGCGCAGCAGCAGCAGCAGCAGCAGCAGCAGAACGCACAGCGCACUGCUCAGCAGCAGCUUGACGCACCAGGGCCCUCGGGCUUCCAGACCCCGCACUCCGCUACUGCAGCAGCAGCAGCAGCAACUGCUGCUGCUGCUGCUGCUGCUGAGCCCAGCGACAGCACGCAGCAGGAGCCCUGGGACGAAGACCCGCUGCAGAAUUUAGAAGAGCUAAUUGAUGCUGCUGUUGCUGCAGUGGGGAUAGGGCCUUUUGCUGCUGCUGCUGCUGCUGCUGCUUCCACGGGGCCUGACGGGGAGGAGUACGGGGCAGCAGCAGCAGCAGCAGCAGCAGCAGCAGCAGCAGCAGCAAACAACGGGUCCCUGUCCGCCUAUGAAGAAGCAAUACUUGCAGUUCUGCUUCAGCAAGCAGCAGAGGAAGCUCAAAGGGGAGAGUGGGACCCCCAGUCUUUGGUGAGCAGCAGCAGCAGCAGCAGCAACAUCAGCAGCAGCAACAUGGGCAGCAGCAGCAACAUCAGCAGCAGCAACAUGGGCAGCAACAUGGGCAGCAGCGGCAACGUCAGCAGCAACACCAUGGGCAGCAGCGGCAACAGCAGCAGCAACGUGAGCAGCAGCGGCUUCGGCAGCAGCAGCACGGGCAGCAGCAGCAACAUCAGCAGCUACAUGAGCAGCAUGGGCAACGUGAGCAGCAGCCACAUGAGCAGCACGGGCAACGUCGGCAGCAGCAGCAUGGGCAGCAGCAGCAGCAGCAUGGGCAGCAGCAGCAGCAUGGCCAGCAUCAGCAGCACGAGCAGCAGCAGCGCGCUGCCUGCUGCUGCGCACGGCUGGGCUCCGGAGAGCGCGUCGCUGGACUCCCAGUUUGCUGCUGCUCCUGCUGCUUCCGAAGCAGCAGCAGCAGCAGUGCUGCAGGAAGCAGCAGGAAGAGUUGCGCUGCCGGUGCUGCAGGCAGAUUUUGUGGAUAACUUUUUUGCUUCUGUCACAGGGCCUAGGCCUUGGGGAAACAAUGUGGGAGCAGCAGCAGGCGGAGCAGCAGCAGCAGCAGCAGCAGCAGCAGCAGCAGCAGCAGCACCACCCGCGUACGCGCAACAGCCAGUGCAGCAGUCGGCCAUGCGCCCGAGCCUGCAGCAGCAGCACCAGCAGCCCCUGCUGCAGCAGCAGCCCCUGCUGCAGCAGCAGCCCCCGCUGCAGCAGCAGCCCCCAAUGCAGCAGCAGCACCUGCUGCAACAGCAGCCCCCAAUGCAGCAGCAGCCCCUGCUGCAGCAGCAGCCCCUGCCGCGCCAUGGGCCGCUCCCGGAGCAGCGACUGCAGCACCCGCAGCAGCAGCUGCAGCAGCAGCAGCAGCCGAGUCAGCCACUGCGGGGGCUCCGAGAGCUGCUGCCGCAACAAAUGCCGCUGCCACAGGUGCGGCAGCACCAACCGCAGCAGCAGCAGCAGCAGCAGCACCCGGUGCUGCCGCAGCAGCAAACAUUGCCUCAGAGGCAGCACCAGCUGCCGUUUGUGCAGGUGCAGCAGCAGCAGCAGCAGCUGCAGCAGCACUCGCCGCAGCCGCCGCAGUCCUUCCAGCGGCCAUCGCCGCGGCCAUCGCCGCGGCCUCAAACGCCAAUGCAGCAGCAGCAGCAGCAGCAGCAGCAGCAGCAGCAAGAGCUGCCGCCUUCGCAGCACAUGCAGCAGAUACAGCAGCUUCAGCAGCAGCUGGGGCAGCUGCAGCAGCAGCUGCAGCAGCAAAUUCAACAAGGCAACAUUGGUACUGUCUCAUCUCCCCAGCUGCAAGUGUUGUCGCAGCUCUUGGGAAGUUUGGGAGAUUGCAUUCAGCAGCAGCAGCAGACUCAGCUGCUGCAUUCGCAGCAGGCGCAGCCAGAGCAGCAGCAGCACAUGCUGAUGCAGCAGCUGCAGCAGCACCAGCUGCAGCAGCAGCAGCUGCUGCAGCUGCGGCAGCAGCAUCUGCAGCAGCAGCAGCAGCCCCCCGAGCAGCAGCAGCGGCAGCUGCUGCUGCAGCAAAACACGCAGCCACACCAGCCGUUUCAGGCGGCGGCUCAGGGGGCAAGGGGCACGCUGCCCCUUUUGCCGCCGCCGCCGCAGCAGCAGCAGCAGCAGCAGCAGCAGCAGGAACUGCAUGUGCACCUGGAGCUGCAGUCGCCGCCACAGAAGCAGCAGCCCCAGCAGUCGCUGCAGGGGCCCGAGGCGCAGCAGCAGCAACAGUUGCAGCAGCAGCAACAGUUGCAGCAGCAGCAACAGUUGCAGCAGCAGCCUCCGCCGCCGCAGCAGCACGCGCAGCAGAUGCUGCAGUUCCAGCAGCAGCAGCAGCAGCCGCGGAUGCCGCCGCCGCAGCAGCAGCAGCAGCAGCAGGUGCUGCUGAUGCCGCCGCUGGUGCAGCAGCAGCCAGCGCCGCCCCACACUUUGCUGCAGCGGCCGCCGCAGCAGCGGUCGAAGCUUAAGAUAGAUUUGCGGCUUCCCACGGGCCCGGACUUGCGGCACGAGCUGCACGAGCAGCUGCAGCAGCAGCUGCAGCAGCGGCUGCACCCCGCUGUGCUGCAGCAGCUGGAGGAUCAGGUCUUCAAGCAGCGAGCCCCGGCCGAAGGCAUUCUCCCCCUGGAGCUGCAGCGAGCCGGAGCAGCAGAAGUCAGCACUGGAGUCGCCACAAAACUGAGUCCAGUUCGUUAUUUGCUGCUGAAGGACUGGCUGACAGCAAGAGAGCAGCAGUACUUAGUGCGUCUCGGUGAAACUCUGCUGCGCUACGCCCAGCGCUUUCUUGCUGCUGAACUCCAAGUCCGCUUCCAGGGCUACGCGCUGCUGCCUCUGGCCAGAAGGUUUCUUAUUGCGGAUUAUCUUUGGAGUAUUUGCCAAGUUGUGGGGCCGCCGAUGCAGCAGCAGCUGUGGUGGGGGCCGCUGCUGCAGCAGAUGGCAGCAGCGCCGCUGCUGCUGCUGCGCGCGGAGGCGCGCCGCCCCGGCACGCUCAAGCCAGUCAUUCUGAAGCUGCUUGCUGCGCUGCAAGUCUACAAAAGCGGCAGCAGACCUUCUCCGAAAGAAGUUGUGGAACUUAAAAGACUUCUCUUCAGAAAACCCUGCCUCAACAUGUACUUCCGCAGGGCCACUUGGGACCCCUGGCGCCGCGACGACGAGCUCUUCACGCAGCAGCAAAAACUCAAGCAGCAGCACAAACUCCAGCAGCAGCAGCAGCAGCAGAAACUACCCAGCCCCUAG